ACGCUACUAUGCCCAUAAAUCUACUGCGGCUGUCCUUGAUUUUUAUCCCCAGUUUGUGAUUGGGGAAAGGGGGCCGGGGGGCCUUCCAGUUUUUCUCAAAUUCUCCUAAUUUGGCCAUCUGGGUCUCGCUCGUUUGGGUCAAAUACGUGCUGCCAAGUCGUGAUAUGCUGGUUUGACUCGUUUUGGGGGAUAUUGACAUCUGGUUUUUGGGAGUAUUCUGCAUCAUUUCGGUAAAUUCGAUUUCAUGGCGUUUUUGGGUAGAUGGUAAACGAGUUCCAUGACCCAAAAGGUUGUGGCUAACAUCCGGGUGAUUCUGUAGCUAAGGAGUGUUUUUUAACAUAUUCCAUUUGUAUCAACUUCCUCUUCAUGGCUGAUACUCAAUUAUAUCUUCUCUUCACGGCAUCAUCGGUUGUUAUGGGGGAGUGGAACAGGCGACUGGGGAAGAAAUGAGAAGAAAGUGGCGAGCGGGAUUCCGAGUUUCACUCCAGAGAUAUCCAUUUGUGACCAACUAAACUGUGUUUUAAAUCCCUAUAAAUAAGAGGCCAAACAGUUGCUUGUAACCUUCUAUACUGGUACCUUUAAUAAGUAUUGCAGAGAACCUCAAAGUAUAUGCCAUGACUGAUGUCAGUCCAAGGACUGAUAUCUCUACAGAUGUCGACACAGAUGACAAAAACCAGAGGCUUGAUAUGGGUCAGCGUAAUGCUGUUAUGGCCUCUGAUUCCAGUGAUAGAACAAAAGAUAAGUCUGAUCAGAAGACUCUUCGGAGGCUUGCACAGAAUCGUGAAGCUGCCAGAAAAAGCCGACUUAGGAAAAAGGCAUAUGUUCAACAGCUGGAGAGUAGUCGUUUAAAGUUGACCCAACUAGAGCAGGAGCUUCAGCGAGCACGGCAGCAGGGAAUCUUCAUAUCAAGCUCAGGAGAUCAAGCCCAUUCAAUGACUGGAAAUGGGGCCAUGACAUUUGAUGUGGAAUAUGCCCGUUGGUUGGAAGAACAAAACAAGCAGAUCAAUGAAUUGAGAGCAGCAGUAAACUCACAUGCAAGUGAUACUGAACUUCGAAUGAUUGUUGAUGGCGUCUUGGCUCAUUAUGAUGAGGUUUUUCGGCUCAAAGGUGUCGCUGCAAAGGCUGAUGUUUUCCAUUUAUUGUCUGGCAUGUGGAAAACACCUGCUGAAAGAUGUUUUUUGUGGCUUGGUGGUUUCCGGUCAUCGGAGCUCUUAAAGCUUCUUGUCAGUCAGUUAGAGCCCCUCACAGAGCAGCAGUUGAUGGGCAUAUCCAACUUGCAGCAGUCGUCACAACAGACCGAAGAUGCAUUGUCGCAGGGCAUGGAGGCAUUGCAACAAUCACUGGCUGAGACAUUGUCCAGUGGAUCUCUUGGCUCCUCAAAUGCGUCUGGCAAUGUGGCAAACUACAUGGGUCAGAUGGCCACAGCAAUGGGUAAACUCGGGACCCUCGAGGGAUUUAUUCGCCAGGCUGACAAUCUACGGCAACAAACACUACAACAAAUGCAUCGGAUAUUAACAACUCGCCAGUCAGCUCGUGCACUUCUUGCAAUUCAUGAUUACUUCUCCAGACUACGAGCCCUUAGUUCCCUGUGGCUUGCUCGGCCGAAGGAGUGAAUGGCUUUGCGAUUUCGACCAAGUAUAUUGACAAAAGCAUGGAUAGGCAAUAGAAUAACAAUUUAAUGAUUGCUAUAGUUUCAAAUUUUCAUUUGUGUGCCCUCAAUAUAUGGUAUCAGUCUUGUGAUGCUACUUGUAAUAAACUGUAUGUAUUUGUAUGUGAGAUAGAAAACAGUUGUAUUGCUUCAAAAGAAUGUAAUUUAGGAUAGGCAACCUACAUGCUAAAUAUGAGUUUUGGGUUUUGAACUUCCAAA
Momordica charantia (bitter melon) is the source of this 1867-nucleotide messenger RNA. NCBI's taxonomy places the organism in Eukaryota, Viridiplantae, Streptophyta, Magnoliopsida, Cucurbitales, Cucurbitaceae. The record is from RefSeq and is a predicted model, not a curated record.